Penicillium macrosclerotiorum is the source of this 834-nucleotide messenger RNA. RefSeq names its product succinate dehydrogenase iron-sulfur protein subunit SDH2 (gene sdh2). Lineage: Eukaryota; Fungi; Ascomycota; Eurotiomycetes; Eurotiales; Aspergillaceae. Gene Ontology annotation, cellular component: mitochondrial membrane. The transcript has 3 exons. Gene Ontology annotation, molecular function: 2 iron, 2 sulfur cluster binding; electron transfer activity. The record is from RefSeq and is a predicted model, not a curated record. Gene Ontology annotation, biological process: respiratory electron transport chain; aerobic respiration; tricarboxylic acid cycle. The coding region runs from base 1 to 834 and encodes 277 amino acids.
AUGGCCUCCCUCCGCACCACCUCGCGCCUGUUCCAGGCCUCGCGCCCGCUGUUCCGGCCCGCGACCUUCGCUCGCUCCUAUGCGACCGUCGAGUCUGCGUCCGUGGACCCCGCGGCGUCCGAGAACCCCAAGAUGAAGACCUUCAAGGUCUACCGCUGGAACCCGGACACACCUAGCGAGAAGCCCACCAUGCAGAGCUACCAGCUGGACCUGAACAAGACCGGCCCCAUGAUGCUGGACGCCCUGAUCCGUAUCAAGAACGAAAUGGACCCGACCCUGACCUUCCGCCGGUCCUGCCGUGAAGGCAUUUGCGGUUCCUGCGCCAUGAACAUCGAUGGUGUCAACACCCUGGCCUGCUUGUGCCGUAUCCCCACCGAUACCGCCUCGGAAUCUCGCAUCUACCCUCUGCCGCACACCUACGUCGUCAAGGAUCUCGUCCCCGAUCUGACCCUCUUCUACAAGCAAUACAAGUCCAUCAAGCCCUACCUGCAGCGCGAUACCCCUACCGCCGACGGCCUUGAGAACCGCCAAAGUCCCGCUGACCGCAGAAAGCUGGACGGUCUUUAUGAAUGUAUUCUGUGCGCCUGCUGCUCGACCUCCUGCCCCUCAUACUGGUGGAACAGUGAGGAGUACCUGGGCCCCGCCAUCCUGCUCCAGUCCUACCGCUGGCUUGCCGACUCGCGUGAUGAGAAGACUGCCGAGCGCAAGGCUGCUCUCGACAACAGCAUGAGCGUCUACCGUUGCCACACCAUCCUGAACUGCACACGAACCUGCCCUAAGGGUCUUAACCCCGGUCGCGCCAUCGCGGAGACCAAGAAGAUGCUGGCCGCGUAA